Messenger RNA from Racocetra fulgida, 472 nucleotides. Lineage: Eukaryota; Fungi; Glomeromycota; Glomeromycetes; Diversisporales; Gigasporaceae. The record is from the annotation of a GenBank genome assembly.
GCGACCAAGACGUCCACCAAAUGCGUUUUUAUUAUGUAGAAAGAACGUACAUCAAGAAGCCAAAAGACGAGGAUCUUGCAAUAUGAGAGUUAUUAAAGUGCUCGGUGACGUUUUACCAUUAUCACAAUCAUCAACAUCAUGUAUAUCCACACCUUUAAGACCAAUGGCUUACAAGCCCUAUCAGAUCCCUUCCCCUCCAUUUUAUAAUGGUAAUUUGGAAAGGUCUUGGCAAGCUCCUUCUUCACCGGCUAAUUCGGCUAAUUAUAAUACUUCCUAUAAACCUGUUCAGGUCCCUUCUCCUCCUCUAACCAAUCAUCAUUCUGAUAACUCCGCACAAUUGAACAAUAAUAAUAAUUUUGGCGGGUUGCAAUCCUUUGAUGAUAACGCAAUAAGUGAAAUACCUGCUUUCCCACAAGACCAAAAUCAAUUAUUAACUUAUUAUUUUGAUCUUUUGACUCCUCAACAACAAUAA